UCCUCUCUCUCUCCCUCUUUUGUCCUACUUCUUCCCUUCCUUCCUCUCUGUAGCUCUCUGUCCCUGACUCUGUUUGUAUCGGGACUGGGGUUUAAAGCCAGGCGCACCCCCUUUUGUCUUCUGCCUUCUGAGAUCGGGCCCCCCUAACUCACGAAGUUGCCCGGGCUGCGCUCAGCCUCGCCAUCCUCCUGCCUCAGCCUCCCAGAGUGCUGGGAUCACAGGUGAGAACCGCCACGCCCAGCCUGCGGGAUUUUUUUCCCUCCCAACAAGGGCUUCCUGAGUCAUCGCACACCUGUGCCAGGCGGGCGCGGCUGGUGUUGUAUCAGAAGCGGAAAUGCUGCGAGGUAGGCAUCCCGGGCGGGGCCUAACCCCGCUGAGCUGUUCAACUGCGUCUCUGUGACGUGGGCUCCAGGCCAGGCGGCGACCCUUUAGACUCCAGUGAUUCACACACUUUCCCCACUGCUUUGGACUCUUGCAUUUGUCCGAUUCAUACCUGGAGAAGGGGUCAUGUGCCUGUCACGGUAGCCCAGGCCUGUGGGUCCAGCUGCUCAGGAGGCUGAGGUAGGAGGAUCACAAGCUUGAGGCCAGCCUGGGUCAUGUAGUGAGACCCUGUCCCGAAAGAAAACGUGAAUCCACUUUUACAAAAGGGUUGGGGUGUGGCUCAGCGCGACAUCCCUGGGUCCGGUCACCAGUGCCACCAAAAGAAAAGGAAAGAACAGCGAGAAGCUUCCCUCAGCGUCGCUGUCUCCUGCCUUUAGGCGCCAGGCUGGGCCUACUUCCUGGGCGCGCUGGGCCUGCUCACCUACCAGUCCCUGGACGCCGUGGACGGGAAGCAAGCCCGGAGAACCAACUCCUGCUCCCCGCUGGGGGAGCUGUUCGACCAUGGCUGCGACUCUCUCUCUUCAGUGCUGAUGGCUGUGGGUGCCUCGGUGGCCGUGCGCUUGGGCACGCACCCCGACUGGCUGUUCUUCUGCUCCUUCGUCGGAAUGUUCAUGUUCUACUGCGCACACUGGCAGACCUACGUGUCGGGCGUGCUGCGAUUUGGGAAAGUGGAUGUGACUGAGAUCCAGGUGGCCUUGGUGAUCAUCUUUAUCUUGUCUGCAUUCGGUGGAGCCUCGAUGUGGGACUAUACGAUACCCAUUCUAGAAAUAAGACUGAAGAUCUUCCCAGUCCUCGGCGUGGUAGGCGGAGCAAUAUUUUCCUGUUCAAAUUAUUUCCAUGUCAUCUUCCACGGUGGUGUGGGCAAGAACGGGUCCACUAUCGCGGGCACGAGCGUGUUGUCGCCUGGACUUCCCAUCGGACUCACCCUGGUCCUGGCAGUAAUGAUCUACAAAAAGUCAGCCACGAACGUGUUCGAAAAGCACCCUUGUCUUUAUACCCUGAUGUUCGGGUGUGUCUUUGCUAAAGUUGCGCAAAAACUAGUGAUUGCUCACAUGACCAAAAGUGAACUGUAUCUUCAGGACACUAUCUUUAUCGGGCCAGGUCUUCUGUUUCUAGACCAGUACUUCAACAAUUUUGUAGAUGAAUAUGUUGUUCUGUGGGUAGCAAUGGGCUUGAAGUCAGGUCCUUGAGCCUGCGAGAGACUUUGAAACUACGUGUAAGCAGCCCCGUGUCUGUGUAUGGCCCUCGACAAGAGGGCAUCGUGUCUUACUACGGUCACAAAGGCUAAAUUCUGAUGGACUGUACCCUGCUUAAGCAGGGAUGUGGAUAAUAUUGAUUUCUAUCCAGAACGAUUGUGAAAUACAGAAUGUUGCCUAAGAGAAACACGGUCAGCUAAGGACGUCAUUACUGAUUAACGCUUCCCUCACACAAUCAGAUAACGGAGAAUUUAAGUUUUUGUGCUAGUAAGACAUGUCUUUCUGGUUGGGUUGGCCUUCGGCUGAUGGCGGUUUUGAAUAGUUUUGCCACGUUUUUUCCUAUGUGUGGAUCUCGCUGGCCUUCUCCAAGUUGAGAGCCACACGCAAGUACAUAGCGAUCUUGUCAGUGCCGCCCGCAUGAGCCUUGGUGAUUCACGCAGUCUCCCACCACGUUGGACUUCAGAGCUUAACAGCGGUGCACAGAGGGCACUGGAUAACCGUACACCGCCCCGUGUCACUCCGCAGUCAGUAACUGCAUACUCGUGGUGAAGUGUGGUCCUCCGGGCGUGGAAUCUGGUGUUUGAGCCCUGCCUUUACCU
Molecule: messenger RNA, 2176 nt
Organism: Fukomys damarensis (Damara mole-rat)
Lineage: Eukaryota; Metazoa; Chordata; Mammalia; Rodentia; Bathyergidae
Gene: Chpt1
Product: choline phosphotransferase 1
Exons: 7
Coding region: 912-1571 (219 amino acids)
Biological process (GO): phosphatidylethanolamine biosynthetic process
Cellular component (GO): Golgi apparatus; endoplasmic reticulum membrane
Molecular function (GO): ethanolaminephosphotransferase activity; diacylglycerol cholinephosphotransferase activity
Source: RefSeq, a predicted model, not a curated record